CUUAAAUUGUGGAAUCGAUCGUGCUUUCUCAGUCCUCGCCAAAAACGCAACAAACACCGCCAUCAGCUUCAUCCGCAACAGCAGAGCAUCGGCCUCCCACCAUCUUCUCCAGCAACCAACCGAAUCUAUCCUCUGGCUGGAAAUCAAGUCUAAGCUCCAGCCGUACUUCUUCUUCAAUGUACAGAUGGAGGAAGGAUUGAAGGAAUCAACAGCAAUUUUUUUUGAAGCCUCCGUCUGCUGCUCACCAUCAGAAUUGAACCCCCAGCAGCACCAUCCGACGGCAGCCCUUCUUCUCCGACCAGGAAUCGACUUCAAAGACCCGGCCAGGUCUUCUCUCCAGCAAAUGAACAACCCAACAAGCAGCACAAGUAAUUUCCUCUCUGCACCGGCGGUCAAAAUAAAUAAACGGAUGGCUACAACUCUGGAAGAAUCUCACUGCAGGCCCACCUCCUUGAAUCAACUUUGAAUUACCGCAUCAACAAAAUUCCGGCCGGCGACUUUCGAACUCUACUUCCAACUGCAGCGGCCAAUUCAGUUGUUCAUCACAAUCAUCUAUAUUGAUAUUCUACGGAGCUUCUCAUUAUGCUUUGUUCCUCCAUAUUAUUUGAUACCUGCUCAAUGAAGGAGAAUAGAAGAAAAGGUUAUACAAUUAAAAGUAUAUAUUUUUUUACCUUAAAUUUUCUUCUCUGCUCCAAAUCAGUUAUCUGGUUGAUUAUGCCUAUCCUGAAAUUUUGGUGCUGCGUACGUAGUUUACGGAUGGUGGGUUCUAUUUAUAAAGUUGAAUUGUCCUAGUUCAAAUCAGAUUGGUUGGACUUAGAGUUCUUGAGUGGGAAUGAUUAC
Messenger RNA from Cuscuta europaea, 840 nucleotides. Lineage: Eukaryota; Viridiplantae; Streptophyta; Magnoliopsida; Solanales; Convolvulaceae. The record is from the annotation of a GenBank genome assembly.